This is a messenger RNA of Nicotiana tabacum (common tobacco), 4045 nucleotides long. Its product is annotated as short-chain dehydrogenase TIC 32 B, chloroplastic. The record is from RefSeq and is a predicted model, not a curated record. Lineage: Eukaryota; Viridiplantae; Streptophyta; Magnoliopsida; Solanales; Solanaceae.
UCAACUAGCCAAACUAUUCUGACAAUAUAGUCUACACAAUAGGGAUCUGUUGUAAUUGGUUGUAGGCAACAUAUUUGUAAUAUUAUUCUCUUUUCACUUAUUAUAAGGGGUGGUAGGUGUGUGUAAUGUAUAUAUGGACUUGGAUAAGUUUCAUAGAGCUUUUAUAUAUACGUGGUUUUCAACUAUAGCUGCAAUCUUGCAGUUCAAAAUUCCAAGCUUUGCUCUAAUGAAGGCUGCUCUCAAAUAUUUGGUAGGCAUUGCUGGCCCAAGUGGCUUUGGCUCUAAAUCUACUGCUGACCAAGUCACUCAACAUUCAUCUAUCAAUUCUCAGCUCACCGCAAUUAUCACUGGCGCAACAUCAGGGAUAGGGGCAGAAACAGCAAGAGUACUGGCAAAAAGGGGUGUAAGGAUAGUAAUCCCAGCAAGAGACUUAAAGAAAGCAGCAAUUGUGAAGGAAUCCAUACAAAAAGAGAGUCCAAUGGCUGAGAUUAUAUUAUUAGAGAUAGACUUGAGUUCAUUUGCUUCCAUUCAGAGAUUUUGUGCUCAGUUCUUGUCUUUAGGGCUGCCCCUUCACAUUCUCAUAAAUAAUGCAGGGAAAUUUUCGCAGAAACUGGAGUUCUCUGAAGACAAAAUCGAGAUGACUUUUGCCACAAACUACUUAGGUCAUUUUCUAUUGACAGAGUUGCUAUUAGAGAAAAUGGUUGAGACAGCAGAAGCCACAGGGAUUCAAGGAAGAAUAGUGAAUGUUACUUCAGUAGUUCACAACUGGGUGAAAAGAGAUCAAUUCCGCUUCUGCAAAUUGCUCAAUCCAAAGAAUUAUAAUGGUACUCGUGCAUAUGCUCAGUCAAAAUUGGCCAACAUAUUACAUGCCAAGGAAUUGUCAAGACAACUAAAGGCAAGAAAUGCAAAUGUGGCUAUCAAUGCAGUCCAUCCUGGAAUUGUAAAGACUGGAAUAAUCAGAGAUCACAAGGGCUUUAUCACAGAUUCUCUCUAUUUUAUGGCAUCGAAGCUUCUAAAGUCAACAUCACAGGGUGCAGCAACCACAUGCUAUGUAGCACUGAGCCCACAAACAGAAGGGAUAAGUGGGAAAUACUUUGCAGACUGCAAUGAAAGUCACUGUUCAGUUUUAGCAAAUGAUGAAACUGAAGCUCUUAAGCUUUGGAAGGGUACUCGUGUUCUCAUCCAUAGAAGAUUGCUUCCACCUGUAGGAUGAACAAACCUUUUUUUUUUCUUUUUUACUUUUGGGAAGGAGGGAUGUACAUGUAAAUAAAUAGAUAUACUCUUGUAUAUCCAUGAUAACAAAUGAAAAUAUCAUACAAAUAGACCAAUUGUUAGCAAACUGAUGGAAAACAAAUGUUAGUGGAAUAAUGAAGGUUCUUCUAGUGGUCCAUUACUAUGAACACGCUUUUGCCUUUCUGUUUUGCACUUUUGGAAUAAUAUUCAAGAUACCAUAAACAUCCCUUAUGGUUUUACAACUACCUUACGAAGGGAUCCACAACAAAUUCAUCAUCUUUCUUUCGCAUUGUGCAAUUAAUUCCUAACUUUCCUUAAGUUGCUUUGUCAUCAACAUUGCAAACAACAGCAAUUCCAAAUUGAUAUUACAACAACUACUAUUACUACGCCUCAGUCCCAAAUAAGUUGGGAUCAGAACAAUUCCAAAUUGACAUUAAAUAAGUAGAUAAUUAUCCUAGAAAGCAAAAUCCAGAGUAAAAGUGUUGGCUGCACCUGUAAACUGUUCCACUGAAAGUAGCUCAUAUCACUCAAGUAUAUCAUUUUCCAAAAAGAAUGCAGCAUCUAAGCAAUCUUCUAUCCUACAAUACAGACAUUUGAUACACAACAAUGUACAAAAAGAAAAAGAAAACUGGAAAGUCAUAUGGCGAUUUAAUGGAGCAAAACCAACAAAGCUUCGACCUAAGAAAUGAAGUCAGCCAACUACAAACGUUAAGGCUUUGAGCAUCUGAUCAGGUAGCCAUUUGACAUGACUCGUUACUGAUCCCAAUAUUUCAGUAGAAGCAAGUUAGGUUUUUGCUUAUCAGGACUCGUGAAUUAACGAAAAUUUGUUGGCUAAGCAACUGCACAAUCAUUAUCAUCUCUUGACCUGCCAAAAAGUGAAUUUUGCACAUUAGGAACCCAUGCAGGGUGAAGUGCUUGCUCAAAUUUAAUCUAAUAAGCCUCAUUCAAUCUAUGCAAUGAUUGUUGAAGCGAAGAUAUUUCUCCCCAGAUAUUUCCUGCCAAAAGAACAUUCACAUGAAGGCAUAACGAGUGAAUUCUUCAUGAACAGUCCUGUUCAGAAAAUUCAGUCAUCAAUGUUGUAAAAGAGAGAAUCUUUCCGUAUAAAUGCUCUGCAUGUGAUAUUAGCUCCAUAGGGUGAAACGUGGUCGACAUUGGUUAACCGUAACCAAGUGUGCUAAUUUCAUUCCUAUUAAGGUGCUGACACCGGUUACCUUACCAUUUCCUUGCUUCAUUGAUCUGUUCUAACUUUUUCAUUUGCUUUUAGUACCUUAAGAUGCUUCUUAAUGAACUUGCCACCAAAUCACCAGACUAUGACCUAACCCCAUGCACUGGCUUAACACAGUCAUGUAAAUGACAGCACACAUCAUAUCUCUAACCUCCAAGCUAGACAUAAUUAUGUAUAUCAUGAACAAUUGGUCCAAAAAGAAUAGCAAAAGUAAUACAAAGUUUAUAAAUGUGAGGACCUGAAUGACAAGAAAAGCAAUAAAAGAAAGUACCGCUUAUUUGAGUCUACAGAGUUCAAAGAGCAAAACGAUAAGCAAUAUAAAGGACUUGCUAAAAAACAGCAUAAUUCACUCAAAGCUGACCUUAACCAGAAAAUCCUUGCUGUCUUACAAAAUUUAACAAAUACCAAAGACUAGUCUAUCUCAUUAGUUUAUCUGAAUUACAGUACAAUGAAUUGAGCUUAAUCAGUCCUCAACUUAACUUGGCUAAACUUAAUUGAAUCCUUUGAAUUGAGAUCAAACAUAUCGCAUAAAAAUACUCCUCAAUCCCAAAGAGUAAGUCAUCUCCUUUUUGGAAAAUCCCAAAAGGUCGUCAACCUUCCCAUAAAAACGUUUUACUACAUCCAACUAGAACAAAUUUUUAAGGUAUCCACCUAAUUCCCUAUUCUAUUUAUCCAAAACAUAGGUGAACAUAUGAACCCAUAAGUUUCCUAAGAAAUGCUAGAUAGUUCAUAUUUUGAACUCUUUUUGUAGUAACUAGUAAGCUCGCUGAAUAAAAACAUCCAAGACUGUUCCUUUCUGAGGGGCACACAGAAAUCAUCCAAAGCAUAUACAUCUAUGUUGGUUUAUAUGUUUGUAUAUCCAGACAAGCCAAUGAGAAAAGGUUAUCAAGUUCAGAUGCUUGUGAACCUUUUAAACAGUCCAGUAGAUAGACCUACAGGACAUAAUCAGUGGCAAUUUUUGUUCAGGUUAAUCAUGACUCUUUUUUUUUUUUGGUUUGUAUCUGCAUCAUGUUAACAAAAACUUAGCAUGUCAAUGAGGGAUUAAACAUGCAUAGCCUGGAAAUCUACACUGUAUCAUAGGAAAGAAUGUAUGCGGCAUACUUCAGAAUUGCUUAUCAGUGAUUUUUGCAUGUCCCCUUUGUCAGUUAAUAAUAAAGUCCAAAUUUCAACUUUUUCUGCAACAUCACUAUCCCACACUUUACUCAUCAUUAGGAGUGUCAAUUUUGACUCAUAAAAUGGUAUCAAGGUCUCACCCAGACGUCAAUAGGUUGGAUGAGUAAUCUAUCCAUUUAAGAGUUAAAUUUAUGUAGCUCUAAUCAGCCCAUCCAAAAGAUUGGGUUAACUUGCAUUACAUAAUUAGCAAUUUUCCCCAAAUUAACCUGUAAGAGAAAUUUGUUACAAAUAAAAAAAGAAUAGAGAGAGAAAUAUAUCUACCACAGGGUAUAAUAUUACUUUCUUGCACAAUACUUUUUUUUUACGAACCUACAAAUUAGAAAAGAAAUAGAACAAAUGGAAAAGUGGCUUUGAGAUGAGUAGGUUGGCCUAUGACCCAUCGAUCCACUUAUCUUGACCGAAGGGUAUUUUGGA